AAGAGAUCUUCUCUGUCUCAGCGACUCGCAUCAGGCUGGGGGCGUUGCAAUGUUCCGCACAGGAGGAGAGGAAUGCAGACACAAAGCAUGACUUUUAUAUUAGAUGCUUCAUCUGAAUGGGAUUUUAAACCUUCGAUUUUUCAUUUAAAAAUCUGGGAGUCGGAUGAAAUAAUAUGGCAUUUUGGGGACGUGGAAUAAUGUGGAUCAAAUCACCGACAUGGCAGCUGCUUCUGUGGUGGCAUCAUUUCUUGCUCUUGUGGAGUACAAUAGACGGACAGACUCGCUACAGCAUCCCAGAGGAGCUGAAACGUGCAUCGGUGGUAGGAAAUAUAGCCAAAGACUUGGGUUUGGUUGUUUCUGAGCUCUAUCAACGCAAAUUGCGGAUAACCUCUGAAGCUGGUAAGCAGUAUUUUAAUGUAGACCUGGGGAAAGGAGAACUGGUGGUGACGGACAGAAUAGACCGAGAGGAGCUGUGUGGACAAAGCCCGUCGUGUUUGUUGCCUUUGGAGUUGGUCAUAGAUAACCCUCUACAACUGCACAGAGUGGAAAUUGAAAUUCAGGACACAAACGAUCAUUCUCCCAGCUUUAGCACGAAAGAAAAACUUGUGAAAAUCGCAGAGCUUGUAAACCCAGGAGCGCGAUUUCCUUUAGAGAGCGCACAAGAUCCUGAUGUGGGCUUGAACUCUGUCCGGACGUAUCUCAUAAGCAAAAAUGAUCAUUUCAAGCUGAUUGUUAAAAACCUAAAAGAUGGAAGAAAGAUCCCCGAACUGGUUCUGGAAAAACCUCUUGAUAGAGAAAAGCUGCAGGUGCACAACCUCAUCCUGACCGCGGUAGAUGGAGGGGAUCCGGUGCGUUCAGGGACGUCUGAAAUUACAGUGAUUGUUCUUGACAAUAACGACAACGCGCCGCAGUUCGAAAAACAACUAUAUGAGGCUAAUAUCAGUGAAAAGGCUAGACCUGGUACUGAGAUUUUACGAGUUAAAGCCACAGAUGCAGACGAGGGAUUAAACGGGGAAAUUGAAUAUUUAUUUGCGGAACAAACUACUGAUCUGAUCGUAUCAUUAUUUCACGUUAAUCCGUCUACAGGAGCUGUUGCUGUCAAAGGAACGUUAGAUCAUGAAACCAGCGCUUUACACAGGUUUGAUAUCACAGCAAAAGAUAAAGGAAAUCCUGAAAUGGAUGGUCACUGCAGCGUGGAAAUAAAAAUAACUGACAUUAAUGAUAAUAUUCCUGAAAUAAUAGUCACAUCCUUAACAACACCUGUCGCUGAGGACUCUGCUAUCGGUACAGUAAUUGCAAUAAUAAGUGCAAAAGACCCGGAUUCAGGUGAUAAUGGCAAGGUUACCUUGACUGUUUCUCCCAAAUCUCCCUUUAAGUUAAAUCCUUCAGUCUCUAAACAUUAUUCUUUAGUAACGAAUGGUCCGCUUGACCGGGAGAAGAAUAGUCACUAUAGUGUUCAAAUAACUGCUACUGAUUCAGGGAAACCCGCGUUAUCGAGCGAAAAAACAAUUGUUGUUGAGCUAUUAGAUGUAAAUGACAGUCCACCACUGUUCUCCCAACUUUCUUACAUAGUUUAUGUUAAAGAAAAUCAUCCUCCGGGGAUAAUUUUGUGCUCAGUAUCAGCAUCUGAUCUGGAUUCAGGAGAAAACGCAAAGAUCUCUUACUCCAUCCUGGACUCGAAAGUCCAGGACGUCUCUGUCUCAUCUUAUGUUUACAUGAACUCAGACAACGGCAGCAUCUACAGCAUGCACUCGUUUGACUAUGAGAAGCUGAAGGUGUUUCAGAUUGUGGUCCAGGCAAAGGAUCAGGGCUCUCCGUGUCUCAGCAGCAACGCUACAGUCCAUGUUUUUAUCCUGGACCAGAACGACAACGCCCCCGCUGUUAUUUACCCCUCCUCCGCUGCCCUGGGCUCCCUCUCUCACCAGAGGAUGCCCCGCUCCGCUAAAGCGGGUCACCUGGUUACCAAGGUGACGGCGGUGGACGCUGACUCGGGACACAACGCCUGGAUCUCCUACAGACUGGCGGAGGCCACGGACACCUCUCUGUUCACCGUCAAUCAGUACACAGGAGAGGUGAGGACUAAACGCGCUGUGUCCGAGCAGGACGAGUCCUCUCAGAGGCUGCUGAUAGAGAUCAAGGACGAUGGAGAACCGCUCCAGUCCGCCACCACCACGGUGUCCAUCCUGCUGGAGGACGGUCUCCAUGAGCCCAUGUUAGAGCUCCGACACAAAGCGUCCGAGCCCAGCAAGAAAACUGGCAGAAUCACCCUUUACCUGAUCCUGUCUCUGGCCUCGGUGUCCGUGCUGUCUCUGGUCACGUUUCUCAUCUUAGCGGUUAAAUGCAUCAGGAGCAGCAGGAGCAGCGGGAGCUGCUGCAUCAGACGGAGCGACUGUGAUGAUUACAAGAAGCCCAACAGGAACCUGCAGAUUCAGCUCAACACUGAUGGACCCAUAAAGUACGUGGAGGUCCUGGGAGGAGACAUGAUGUCCCAGAGUCAGUCCUUCAGGUCCUGCAUGUCUCCCAUGUCAGAGUACAGCGACUUCACUCUGAUUAAACCCAGCAGCACCACAGACUUUAAAGAAGUCAUCAGCGUUCUGGAUGCGUCUUUACCCGACAGCACCUGGACCUUUGAGAGCCAGCAGGUGAGCAGGAAACAAGAUCUUUAUUAA
Messenger RNA from Nothobranchius furzeri (turquoise killifish), 2669 nucleotides. Its product is annotated as protocadherin gamma-C5-like. Gene Ontology annotation, cellular component: plasma membrane. Lineage: Eukaryota; Metazoa; Chordata; Actinopteri; Cyprinodontiformes; Nothobranchiidae. Gene Ontology annotation, molecular function: calcium ion binding. The record is from RefSeq and is a predicted model, not a curated record. Gene Ontology annotation, biological process: homophilic cell-cell adhesion.